Molecule: messenger RNA, 2556 nt
Organism: Phyllopteryx taeniolatus (common seadragon)
Lineage: Eukaryota; Metazoa; Chordata; Actinopteri; Syngnathiformes; Syngnathidae
Gene: efhb
Product: EF-hand domain family, member B
Exons: 13
Coding region: 418-2130 (570 amino acids)
Molecular function (GO): calcium ion binding
Source: RefSeq, a predicted model, not a curated record
GCCAAUCAUACGCUCGACUCCAUUCUUAUCAUUUGGAGGAUAUUUUACACUGCGUGUAUGAUAUUCCCAGUGGGAUAAAGCACCAAACUAGACUCGGAAAUCGACACAAAAUAAUACAGUAGAAAUGUAACUCUUCUGCUUUCGACUACACGUCAUUCAAAUUGGCCUUUUUUUUUCCUUUUGGGGGGUACAGUUUUACCCACACGUUUUUUCUAAUGUCGCGUUUAUUAGCAAGCGCUCUAAUUUUGUGUUGCAAUGAAAAGUAUUUUAAAUAUAUCACCUUGUCGGCGUUUGAAAUGUUGCUAGGCAACGACAAACGGUUAGGAAGCUAGCACUCGUGUUUUCCCCUCAGGGAACAUUUAGUUUUAUUUUGAGUUGCAAAUAAUUGUAAAUAUCGAAAGUCAAUUCAAGGUGAAAAUGUCAGACGGAGUGAGGCUCACACACAUGGCGGGGGCUGGAAAACGAGUCCCUAUUGGGGACAGAGCGUCGACUUGUCUCCAAGAAAUAAAAAGAGCCCCGACGCCACCUGCGGUUCGAAAGUAUCACAACAGCAUCCGACCGGGGCCCGGCAUGAUCCGAGUGCACCACGGGAAGGCCAACGAUCCCAAAGUGGCCGACACGCUCGUUCACGGCCUCUGCAGCAAGUCUUCGCUAACGGCCGCAGUCACGCUCAACCCGCCACCUCUCACCAAGUUCCAACAGAAGCUGCAGGAGGUUAGCGAGGCCGUGUACGCCUCGCAACAGAAGGCGCCACUUGGCUCUACGCCCAACAGAUGUGGACUUCCCGCCUGGUACAACGAGCAAACCACGUUUGGAAUUAAAACUCAUCGAAAUGUGGAUGCCGUCAAUGUGAUUUAUCCUCCAAAAACUGCGGAGGAGUUGGACAAGGAGGAACAGGAGUCACAUCAGGCUUAUGUUCGCAGUCACAACAGAUACUUUGUUGGUGAGCAAAUAGACAGGAAAUACAACUACAAUAAAGACAGUUGCUUCGGGAUCAAGACGCCUUAUUACAAGGACGGACGUUCCGUCGGGAGAAGUCUGCAUUGGCUGGGGGAAUCCACAAGGCUCCACAAUCCAAACCCCGAGUGGCAGAGAUCUCCUGGCAGCAGGGAAAAGUUGGAACGACAAAUUGGCAACGUGAAGAAAAACAAGAGAGGAAACAAUGUCGAGGUUUCAUCAGACCACACUUUUGGAAUCAUCAUACCUCAAGAUGAAUGCAGUGUCGGGGACCUGAUCCACUCGGGGCAGCAGCCGGCGGGCAAGCGAGCGCGAGCCGCCGAGCGCCAGCGUUGCCUGGCCAACGCCGUGCGGACCCGCCUCAAGAUCAUCAAUUCACAGAAUUUCCCGUCGUUGCUGGAGGCCUUCAGACACUAUGACAAGAAAGGUCAAGGACGCAUCGACAAGGAGGACCUGCAGGAAGUGUGCCGACACUUCGAGGUGGUCGCCAGCGAGGCCGUUCUGGAUGACGUGGUGGAUGACUGCGACACUGACCGAGACGGAUUCAUCAACUUCCUGGAGUUCGCCAACUUCCUCACCUUGAAGGAGACGAUGCCGCUGGACAGACGGGAGCAGCACCUAGUCAUGGACGCCCAGUUCCAAACCGGCUCAGACCGCCCCAGAUCGCGAUCGUCCGGACUUCCUGGUCCAGGCGCUUUGUUAAAAACUGAUGACUUAGAGCCGUUCAAGAUUGGCAGCUCAAAGAGGACCGUGAGGACCCUCAGAAGACCCGACCCGGUCUCGGACCGCUUCAUCACCACCGCCUCCUUCAUUGGGGCGGCCGCCGGGGAGCCGCAAGCAUCCAACACUCGCACGUUUGGGGUCCCGUCGGUCCGGACCGACAAAGCGCCGCCGCGCAACCGGAGGAUCACCGACAACGUCAACUACAGCGACAUGACCACGGCGGUGGACCUUUUGCUGCCGUCGGUGUACGGACGCCAGGGAGUCUACCAGGAGCACUUUAUCUGCCCACGCUCCAAGGAAGAGAUGGCUGAGAUCUUCGGGAACGUGGGUGCGAACAUUCCCGAGGAAACUUUCGAGGAGGCCUGGAAGCUAGCGUCCACGCGGCAUCCCGACGGUGACGUCUGCGUGGAAGCUUUCCGAACGGUACUCGAGGAAAUCAAUGCUUUGUAGUGAGAACAAAAUUAGCAAUAGCAAAAUAAUAAAAGAAAAAACUACAUACGAAAAUAAAAUAGCAGUAGUUUUUAUAUUGGUACUAAAUCUGGCAUUUUAUGUCACCAUAUAAUCAUUAAAAAAUGGCAUAAGUCAAGAAGAAAUUAGCUUUUUUGUUUUUUUUAGCCUGGGAACAAAAAUGUGUGGUGCGAUGAUGUGAAAGUAUAAUUGGGUCAUGCAAAUUAUUUGAUGUGUUUUUAUCAUUUGUUCUGUGUGAAUAUUAUAGUUAAUGAAAUUCCAUCAAAGAGACAAAACAAUUUAUGGCUUCACGGAGCUAUUUUGCCAUCACUUUCGCUAAGCAGAUUAAUUAAGCGUCUUCUUGGCACGCUGCCUCGACUCGUUGACACUGUGAAAUAGUUUUAAAUAAAUCAAAAUAUGAAUUAAUAA